Molecule: messenger RNA, 2264 nt
Organism: Capsella rubella
Lineage: Eukaryota; Viridiplantae; Streptophyta; Magnoliopsida; Brassicales; Brassicaceae
Product: heavy metal-associated isoprenylated plant protein 33
Exons: 4
Coding region: 237-2018 (593 amino acids)
Molecular function (GO): metal ion binding
Source: RefSeq, a predicted model, not a curated record
UGCAUCAUCCUCUCUCUCUCUCUCUCUCUCUCUCUCUCUCUCUCUCUCUCCCUCUCAUUCUGAAAUAGAUGAAGUAGAGAAGUUAAUGUUCACCAAACUUACUGUAAAGUCUGAAACUUUCUUCCUUCUUCUUCUUUGCUUCAUUCAAAUUAAACGUUCAAGAAACAGAGGAUUUGUCUCAGAUCUAGUUGCAAUAGUUAUAUAGAUUUGAAUUUCGUUACUAGCUACAGGAAAAGAUGAGUAAAGAAGAGUUCAUGAAGAUCCAGACUUGUGUUCUCAAAGUGAACAUUCACUGUGAUGGUUGUAAGCAGAAAGUGAAGAAAAUCUUGCAGAAAAUUGAAGGUGUUUUCACGACAAAGAUAGACGCAGAGCAAGGAAAAGUGACUGUAUCUGGAAACGUAGACCCAGCUGUUCUAAUCAAGAAGCUCUUGAAGUCUGGUAAACAUGCCGAAAUCUGGGGAGCUCCCAAGGGAAGUAGUAACAACAACCAGAACCAACCCAACUUGGCUAAUCAGUUCAAAGCCAUGCAGAUUGAUCACGGCGGCAAAGGCGGUGGUGGUGGUGGUGGUAACCCCGCCGGUGGAAAUAAUAACAAAGGCCAAAAGAACGGUCCUGGGGGUGGCGGAGGUGGCGGUGGAGGAGGAGGAGGUGGAGGAGGCGGCGGUGGACCACCGAAGAUGGUUCUUCCGCAGUUAACUCCGCAACAGAUGCAGCAGUUGAACCCGCAGCAGCUUCAGCAGCUACAACAACUUCAGCAGAUGAAAGGGUUUCAAGAUCUGAAGCUUCCUCCUCAGUUAAAGGGUGGUCCAGGUCCGGGGCCUGGCUCUGUUCCUAUGAACAAGAAUCCUCAGAUGCCUGUUAAUCCUAAUCAGAAGGCUGUGAAGUUCAACGUUCCUGAUGAUGAUGACGACGAGGAUGAUUUCAGUGACGAAUUCGAUGAUGAGUUUGAUGAGGAUGACGACGAGUUUGAUGAUGAUUUGGAGGAUGAUGAGUUUGACGACCACCCACCUCCGCCUAACAAGAUGAAGCCUAUGAUGGGUGGUGGUGGUGCUGGUGGUAACAUGAUGAUGCCUAAUAACAUGAUGCCUAACAUGAUGAUGCCUAACGCUCAACAGAUGUUAAACGCUCAUAAAAACGGUGGCGGUGGUGGUCCUGGACCCGCCGGUGGUAAAAUUGAGGGCAAAGGUAUGCCUUUUCCUGUUCAAAUGGGCGGCGGUGCUGGAGGGAAUGGAGGUAAGAAGGGCGGUCCCGGUGGAGGAGGCGGCGGUGGUGGUGGUAAUAUGGGGAUUCAAAACCAAAGCGGAGGAAAGAACGGUGGCAAAGGCGGCGGCGGUGGUCAUCCCUUAGAUGGGAAAAUGGUCGGAGGUGGCGGCCCUCCAAACGGUAACAAAGGAGGCGGUGGAGGCCAGAUGAAUGGCGGCCCUAACGGCGGUAAAAAGGGCGGUGGAGGAGGCGGCGGAGGAGGAGGACCCAUGAAUGGAGGACUCCCGCCGGGUUUCCGUCCAAUGGGAGGCGGUGGCGGUGGUGGAGGACCUCCAACCAUGAGUAUGCCAAUGGGUGGUCCAAUGGGUAGUCUUCCACAGAUGGGCGGUGGACCUGGUCCGGGUCCAAUGGGUAAUAACAUGCAGGCAGUUCAAGGAUUACCCGCAAUGGGUCCAGGCGGAGGCGGCGGCCCAUCGGCAGGAGCACCACCACCAGGAUAUUUCCAAGGCCAAGCCCCUGGCGGCGGCGGAGGAGGCGGUCAAGACUCAAUGCCGGGAAAUCCCUACUUACAACAACAGCAACAGCAGCAACAACAACAAUACUUGGCUGCGGUUAUGAACCAGCAACGAGCCAUGGGGAAUGAGCGGUUCCAGCCGAUGAUGUACGCUCGACCACCGCCAGCUGUCAACUAUAUGCCACCUCAACCGCACCAGCAACAUCCAUACCCGUACCCGUAUCCGUAUCCGCCUCACAACGGUGACCAGUAUUCUGAUUACUUCAGUGAUGAGAACACAUCAAGCUGCAAUAUUAUGUGAACAACAACAACAACAAAACUUUCCAUAGUUUGUGUCCGGUCUGUGAUUAUACAUGGAAAUGGUUUUUUUUUUUUCUUUCUCAUAAUUAUUGGAGGGGUUCUUAAAAUCCUUCUUUUUUUUUCCUCCAACGGAUCGAUCCUAAGUUAUAUUAGGAUUUUCUUAAUUUGUGAUAGUUCUUAAGUAAUAUUAUAGAAUCAUAAUAUAAAAUCAAACGAAUAUUUUAUAUUCAGUACUUGAACUUUUUUU